AGCUAUAGACACAUUACUUAACAUACCUACAUACCUCACCCCAUGCCCCUUUACCCAUGAUGUUCAAUUUCUGGGACUCUUAUGUCGUCUGCCUUUCCUUCCAAAUCACCUACCUUUAAAGCUAUCAGCACUAUAUUCUAUCACGGAAGUGUACCGGUCAGCGUUAAAGGUGUCUGCUCAGAAGCAAACGAUGGAUGAACAGAGUAUCGAAUGCGAAGCAGGAUGCAUCGACAUAGAGGAGUUUUGCGGCCGCCUGGCGGAGAGCCUACUAUUAUGCCAUUCCGUCGAACCACCCCCCGAUCACAUCCGAAAGGAUUACCAUCCCGCUGACGAAUGCACAUGCUUCAAGACCGAGUUCACAGUCCAUAUAACCUCCAAGAGUCCGGGCAUAUUGUUCCUAAUGCCCAAUGCCAUUAUGAAAUUCCAGCCGGCGUUCCCGCCAAGCAGCCAAGCCGCCAGCCUUUCUUACCUGAAUGAGCGCACACGCAUCCCGAUUCCUACCGUCUUCCACGAGUGCAUCGAGCACCGCCAUCCUUUCCUCGUCACCUCCCGCACCCACGGCCAGGACUUGAGGAGCGCGUGGUCUGCACUCUCGGGCGACGCCAAGAAGCGCAUCGCGAUGCAAGCAGCCGCACAUCUCAGCGACAUGCGCAGCCUGACGUCCGACCGCAUCGAGGCCGUAGGCCACCUCCCGCUCCACGAGCGCGCGCUCUUCGGCGCCGCGGGCCAGAAGCCGCUGUCGUCGGACGACGAACUGUGGGACCGCCUCCGACAGCCCCUGGCGUCGGAAGAUGUUGACGAGGACACGCUAGCGCUGCUGCGCGGGAAGAUGCCCCGCGGAACCCCCUACACGUUCACGCACUGCGAUCUCACGUUCUCGAAUAUCAUGGUCAAGGACGGCAGCUUCGCGGGCUUCAUCGACUUCGAGCGCGCGGGGUUCUUCCCCGUCUGGUACGAGUAUGUGAUGUGUCGCCAUGGGAUCGACGAGGAGGAUGUGGAGUGGAAGAAGCUGCUGUCGGGGCAGAUGGUGGAUCAGCAUCCGAAGGCGAUGAAUUGGUUUCUGGCGCUGAAGGGUCUGGGUGUCGAGCCGCAUGGGGGGGAGACGGAGAGGUGGGUGAAGGCUGUGAGGGAUGGGAGUGAGGAGUGUCCGGUGAUGAUGCGGGAUUGGUAGGUAGGUUGGAGUCGGACUGUGGUUGUGGCUGGGGCUGUUGGGGUUAUGGAUGUGGAAGGUAGAUGGAUAUUGAAUAUGCAAGUAUUACUAGAGUGGUGUUACGUGUACUUUACCAUAUAGAGCACCUAAAAUCGGCUUUCCGCCUAUCCUACUACCCUACCAAUAUCACGCACUGAUACUUG
This is a messenger RNA of Hypoxylon fragiforme, 1353 nucleotides long. RefSeq names its product kinase-like domain-containing protein. The record is from RefSeq and is a predicted model, not a curated record. The transcript has a single exon. The coding region runs from base 191 to 1171 and encodes 326 amino acids. NCBI's taxonomy places the organism in Eukaryota, Fungi, Ascomycota, Sordariomycetes, Xylariales, Hypoxylaceae.